AUGCAGUUAACGCCAAGUAUCGUAACUGAUGCCCCCAGUUAUUAUGUGAACCAUCUGCAACGCCAGUAUAAUUUAGACAAAGUGGUCAUUUUAAGAGAUUUAGGGUUAGAGAAUGACUCGAUAUCGAUGCCGACGAGUCUGAAACGGCUCGCAUUUCCGACACACAUUAUAGACUUGACAAAUAAUGAGCUAACGAGUAUACCGAAUUUAUCGCCGCGUCAGGAUAUACAUACUUUGCUGCUUGCGCGGAAUAGAAUCUCGUUAGUGGACGGCAGGGCGUUGCCCUGUAAGUUGAGAAAUUUGGUGCUGACGAGCAACAAGAUCGACAGGUUUGAGCUGCUGUCGAGUCUGCGAUUUGCCCCUCGUACACUAAAAGUUUUAUCGUUGCGCGGGAACCCAAUAUGCCAUCUCGAAGAUUAUAGAAUCAACGUAAUAAGAUACCUGCCAUAUUUACAGUCAUUGGAUUUUACAACUGUGACAAAAGAUGAACGGCUCGCCGCCAGGAAGCUAAAAAAGUUGAAUCCAGUAGCAGAGGAGAGCGUCAGCUUGAGUUCCAUUGUGACUACUAGUACGAAUAAGGAUAAAGAGACCGAGUUAAUGGACCUCGUCGUUAGCAAAAUGUCGGAGGAGCAAAGAAAGAACCUGGUGGACCAAUUGAACAAAGCAACAUCUUUGGAAGAGAUUAGCAGAUUGGAAAAAAUCCUUUCGGGAGGUGCAUAA
Huiozyma naganishii CBS 8797 is the source of this 720-nucleotide messenger RNA. RefSeq names its product U2 snRNP complex subunit LEA1 (gene LEA1). Gene Ontology annotation, cellular component: U2 snRNP. Gene Ontology annotation, biological process: mRNA splicing, via spliceosome. Bases 1 to 720 code for a protein of 239 amino acids. Gene Ontology annotation, molecular function: U2 snRNA binding; protein binding. The record is from RefSeq and is a predicted model, not a curated record. NCBI's taxonomy places the organism in Eukaryota, Fungi, Ascomycota, Saccharomycetes, Saccharomycetales, Saccharomycetaceae. The transcript has a single exon.